Liolophura sinensis is the source of this 2190-nucleotide messenger RNA. Its product is annotated as long-chain specific acyl-CoA dehydrogenase, mitochondrial-like. Gene Ontology annotation, cellular component: cytoplasm; mitochondrion. Bases 23 to 1327 code for a protein of 434 amino acids. The transcript has 9 exons. Gene Ontology annotation, molecular function: flavin adenine dinucleotide binding; long-chain fatty acyl-CoA dehydrogenase activity. Lineage: Eukaryota; Metazoa; Mollusca; Polyplacophora; Chitonida; Chitonidae. Gene Ontology annotation, biological process: carnitine metabolic process, CoA-linked; long-chain fatty acid catabolic process; fatty acid beta-oxidation using acyl-CoA dehydrogenase. The record is from RefSeq and is a predicted model, not a curated record.
CAUCAGUGAACCAACAAGCAUCAUGGCACUGCGGAGAGAGUGUGGACGACUUGGGCGGCUUUCCAGGCUUAUGUUGCCAAAACGCUUUAAAAGUACAGUAUCGAACUUGAAUCAAGAUGCGUCUGAAAGUCCUGUUCGCCCAGAGAUUGCCCAGGCCUCAUCACUGAUGGACAUUGGAACACGCCGCAUUUUCUCUGAAGAGCAUGAUAUGUUCAGACAAAGUGCAAGGCGAUUCUUCCAAGAGGAAGUUCUGCCAUAUCACUCUCAAUGGGAGAAAGAUGGACAAGUCAGCAGAGAAGUGUGGGAGAAAGCUGGGACACAGGGCCUUCUGGGAGUAAACACACCAGAUGAUCUAGGGGGCGUUGGGGGAGACUUCCUGUCUGCGUCCAUUGUCAUGGAGGAACAAAUGUAUGUGAAUUGCACGGGUCCUGGCUUUGCUCUCCACUCUGACAUUGUGAUGCCUUACAUUUCUCAUUAUGGAACGAAAGAACAGAUUGAGAGGUUUAUCCCUCGUUUAACAGCUGGUACCUGUAUAGGAGCUAUAGCCAUGACUGAGCCAGGAGCUGGCAGUGACCUUCAAGGCAUUCGGACCAAUGCAAAGAAAGACGGAUCUGACUAUAUUCUGAAUGGCAGUAAGGUGUUCAUCACUAAUGGUUACAUGAGUGAUCUGGUGAUCGUGGUCGCCAUUACAAACACGGAGGUCAAAUCUACUGCUCAUGGCAUCAGUCUGUUUUUGGUGGAAGAAGGAAUGCCUGGGUUUAUCAAAGGCAGAAAGCUAGAAAAACUCGGUCUCAAAGCUCAAGACACUGCAGAGCUGUUUUUUGAGGAUGUCAGGUUACCAAAGGAGGCCCUGCUGGGGGAGGAAAACAAAGGGUUUUAUUACCUGAUGCAGGAGCUUCCUCAAGAGAGGCUGCUGAUUGCUGCUAUGGGACAGGCUGCGAAUGAGUGGAUGUUUGAGGAGACCAGGGGCUAUGUUAAACAGAGGAAAGCAUUCGGUAAAACAAUAUCAAAGUUACAGACGAUCCAACAUAAAUUGGCUGAAAUCAAAACCGACGUGUGUGUAUCACGAGCCUUCGUGGAUCAGUGUUUAGAAAUUCACAACAAUCGUGGCCUCGACUCCUUCACUGCUUCCAUGGCUAAGUAUUGGGUGACUGACUUGCAGAACCGUGUAGCCAACCAGUGCCUCCAGAUGCAUGGUGGGUGGGGUUACAUGUGGGAAUACCCCAUUGCCCGAGCCUAUGUUGACUCCAGAGUACAACCAAUAUAUGGAGGUAGCAAUGAAAUCAUGAAAGAACUUAUUGCCAGGCCAAUUGUCUCAGACAAAUAGAUUUUAAACUGCUGUGUUGCGAGUACGGUGGUUUACCUAAAACACCAUAUUAUUUGGAAUUUGUAGCCCAAUUACCAUUCCUUCUAUCACAGCUGUAAUUGCAUCAAAACUAUCUUGUACAUGAGAUAUUAUAAAAUGUUGUAAAUAAUAAUCCUUUCCCUUGUAAAGUGUGUGUCCAUUGGAUACCCAUUUAUUCAUACAUGGAAACAAUGGAAUCUUUGAAUGGCUGUUAUCUUGCCCAUUUAUUUAUAUAUACAUAAUAGGUCAAAAACUGAAUAAAUACUGUGUGGACUAAAAAUGUUUGAACUCUGAGUCACAUAUACUCAGAAAUUAUCCACUUGACUGCUGGAUAUUUGACCAUAUUUCACAUGGAUUUUAUUUCACUCAGUUAUCUGUACAUGUACUUUCUAAAAUGUAAACCUGGUUUGUACUUUUCAAGUGUAAUUAGUCAUUUCAUUUAGUUUGUGCAUUACAGUUCUCAUAACACAAACUUGUAUGUUGAAAAUUAGCAUGGGUAUCCCGACAAGCAAUACAAUUUGUUAAACAGUACCAACUUGUGGAAUUCAACCAAAUCAGGUGCAAAUCCUAUACAACAGAGCUUGUACUAUUUUCACACCCUAAUUCGCAUAGUGUGAAAACGGCCUUAGGGGAGAGUCACUGGCUGUUAUGCCUCAAAUAUGGACAGGGAAAGAUAUCUUGGAUGGCUUGAGAAAGGUGCAAUCAGAUACAGGUUAUCCUAAAUUUCACUGGAAAUCAGGGGAGACCACUCUUAUGAGAAUGUUGAUCUGACCUGCCAACGUGGACAUGUACCAUGACUCAUCACUUUGGGCUGGGGUUAACUCUGAGAUCGGUUGGUCAUGUUC